Molecule: messenger RNA, 4831 nt
Organism: Acanthaster planci (crown-of-thorns starfish)
Lineage: Eukaryota; Metazoa; Echinodermata; Asteroidea; Valvatida; Acanthasteridae
Biological process (GO): adenylate cyclase-activating G protein-coupled receptor signaling pathway; cell surface receptor signaling pathway
Cellular component (GO): plasma membrane
Molecular function (GO): G protein-coupled receptor activity; protein binding
Source: RefSeq, a predicted model, not a curated record
AUGAGCCUCACGGAGGGGAUGCGGUACGCGAUAGGUCCAUUCCCACCAUGCCAGGAGCUCUGUUACUUUCUUAUUGGUGAAAUAGGUAGCACCUCCCCCAGCAUAGGGUCCGUGGCAUGUGAUAUACCCCUCCCAUUUGUCUGCGAGGGGGAACUGAUUUAUGAAGAUCCACACCCCACUGUCAACGUGAGUACAUCUGCUCUCUCCCCUGAUUCCAUCACCGUAUCUUGGUCAAGACCAGCCACAGGCGACCUCACUGGGUUUCGAGUGACUCUUGACGCUGCUGCAAGUGUACAUCGGGCUGGACAAGCUAACGUCAACGCCAGUGGCACAUUGGAAGCAGUGUUUACUGGGCUCAGUGGCGGGACGCGGUAUACAGCUGCUGUAAUCACAGUCAAUGGACCGAAGGAAAGCGACUCUGUCGUAGUGUCUGCUUCAACAUUUCCAAACCAGAUCCCGUGUCUUCAGACCGUGGCCGGAGACAAAGAGAUCGCUGUGUCCUGGGUCCAACCCACCGGGGGAGUUGACGGGUACACGCUGGAGCUGAGCGGCAUGGGUAGCAGGAGUCAGCAGGAAGUCAGCGAGGCAGCAGACAUCAACGACGGAGAGGCCCUUGAGUACGAGUUCCGAGAAUUGAGGAAGGACUCUACCUACGACUUGGUGGCCUACGCUUGGGUACGGUACAACGGGAUAAAACUGUACUCUGCUACGGUUGAAUACCAAGUGACAACGACGUCUAAAAACAGUCAGGAGGAAGCCUCAGCGCCUUGUGAUCUAAUUGUAUCCACUGCUGAAGCAUAUCCCCCCGGCACCACCGAGGUUCAUACCCACGCAGACUACACCACACCUGCUACAUUCUGUCCAGAGGUUGAUUUUGACGAACCAACAACUUUUCCACGUACCACGCUCGACGCUUCAACCCCCGCAAGUACAACUUCAACAACGAUGGGUCAAUCUGGCAGAGCAAAUGGGCAACAGUCAGGUGCAACUACAUUGGCACCCUCCACAACGUCAGAACAUCCUCAAACAGUUGAGUCAACAACUGAAGGACAAAUUACCCUCUCGUUUUCAUCAACGGAAGGCAUUCAAGCAGCACCAUCAGUGAGCGCCACCAUCCCUACUCUGCCAAUCAUGCCAACUUCAGGACAAGUACAGACAGCUGGAUCAACUGACGGAGAAGCAACUUCCAAAGUGUCCACAACAAAACGUCACAUGACAUCUGCCAUGGCCUCAACCCAGCCGCCAUUGCACGCAGCAUCUCUUGUGACUUUUGAAUCAAUGCCUACAGAGGCGUCAACAGAAUCGACCACAUUUCAACAGACAACACAACAGAAAAUGUCUACCAUACUCCACUCCAACCACGUUAAACAUUCAAAAAGUGUAGGAGUCACAGUGGAUUUAUCAACAACGCCAUCCACACAAUCUAUCGUCAAUCAACAAACAGAGGAAACAAAAGCAAGCACCGUUGCUGUGCUCACGUUGCCCAUAACACCCCAUUUUGCAAUUGAAACAACCACAAAAAUAUCCAGCCCAGAAAGUGACAUGCAAAAAGUAACACCAGUCGUGGAGUCGCUGGAAUCAACCGCCGACGCACAUACUGCAUCGGAAACAAUCAGCACAGCUCAUGUAUCGUUGGAACCUCAAAUGGUUUUACCAAUUUUUGCAUUCCGUACCUCAUCUCAAACUACUAGAACCACGACAGACAUAGUUUCCACCGAGAGUUACAACUCCCUUGAUCCUUCAUCUUCAGCAGAACACAUUUCUGCAUCCGAACUCUCCGUCACAUCCUCUUCCUCAAUGCUGCCCACAAGUACGAGCGUUGAGUCAUCAACAGAAUUCGUCGAUGACGGCCUUUCCUUGGCACUACCUACAGGAUUAUCGACGCCUAAUCCCACUUCUGCAGCCAAUCGUAGGCCCGAUCGUCCGCCUGGUCUUGAUUUACCGACUGUAAAACUAACUAAUCAACCGUUCAAACUCACAACUGCUGUAGACAUUAUAACAGAACCAUUUAAAAGCACAGGUGAUGACGAAGGGAUAAGCACUACAGUGAUGUACGACGUCCAAAACUGGACUAAAAUAUCAAUUUUCGAUUUGCAAAGAUGUCUUGUGUCUACUUCAUCGUCAGGGACCAAAGGUCAUAAUUCAAUGUUUACAACGAGAAAUGGCGACACAGUAACCGAACUCAUUGUCUCUAUUUUGGAGGUCUUCCUGAAUAAGUCUAAAGCCAUAACCCCAUUAACUGACAUUACCGCCCUCUUGGAUUGCGUCUACGAUAUGGAUGUGUCCCUGACCAUGCAGAAGUUACCGUGGCCAAGUAUUAUCGAAGCACUACUGGAAACUGCGGUGCAAAGUCUUUUGCCAACCUUUGAAGCGACUACCACAAUUCGGAUCAACAAUCAUCGGCUAGCUGGUGGCACAGAAAUAGAAGUUGUGUUCACAAGCUCAGAGAACGGUAGCUGUGCUGGUUAUCAGACCAACAGAACACAUCUGGCCAAACCGUCUGUACAUUUACCGGCUUCUGUCAUCGACAACAAUGGAAAGCAAUGCCGCUCUCUGCUUGUGUUCAACAUGGAGAGUUUGCACAGCAUCAUGCCACCUGAAAAUUGCGUCGAUAACAGUGCGUUCAUUUGCGAGGAGCUAUCGACGCCAUUCCCGCUUAUAACUGUGGCACUUAUUCCUCCAACAUCGCUCCCCUUCGCGGAAUCCAUGAAUAUCGAAUUCUUUCUGCCAGUAACUAAAUUUACUCCAGUGUGCGUCUGGGCAGAAGCCAUCAGUAGAGAUGGGCAGCCAGGAAGUUACUCGUGGAAUACCAGUGGCUGUGACACACUCAUUGACACAAAGACAUUCUCCAUAAUUUGUCGGUGCUCCCAUCUUACGAGCUUCACUGUCGUGAUGAAGGUGACCGACUUUGAGAAUGAUGAAAAACAUGAGAGGGCACUUCAUCUAAUCACCAUGGCUGGGUGUAUUGUGAGCAUCCUGUCUGCUUGUCUGACAAUCAUGAUCUACCUUUGUUUGAGAAUCCUGAAGGAAGAGAAAGUGAUUCAUGUCCAAUUGCUCCUUGCGAUCGCCGUAGCACAGCUCAUAUUUCUCUUUGGUAUUGACCAAACUGAAAACCAGGUAUUGUGCACCAUCAUAGCCGUUUCUCUCUUCUACUUUAUGAGUUCCACCUUCACCUGGAUGUUAAUGGAGGUUACCAAUCUUUACAUGAACGUGGUCAAAGUAUUUACUUCUGGGACAAACAUGAAAGUUUACUUCCUGGCAGGAUGGGGCUUACCUUUGAUUCAAGUUUCAGUUUCGUAUGGCGUGUCUGCAAGCAAGCUGCUCAGCACUCAAUAUUGUUGGCUAUCGGUACAAAGUGGCGUUAUUUGGGCAUUCGUGGGACCGGCUCUGAUCAUCGUUGCGAUCAAUACGGUGAUGUUGGUGGCCGUUUUAUGGGAGAUCAGUCGGAUUCUUAAACGCGAUAUCACCAAUUUGAAGGCAGGGAAAUUCAGGACAUUGGCCAAGGCGCUGUUGGUCUUCACUCCUAUGGUCGGUCUACCAUGGUUGUUCGGCCUUCUUGCUUUCAACACCCAUCUUAUCGUCUUUGAUUACAUCUUCACUGUACUUAACAGUUUCCAGGGUUUGGUGCUUUUUUCAAUCUUCAUUCUUGGCAACAGAGAGGUGCGAGGAAAAAUCCGCGGUCGGGUAGCCGAUGCCUACAGUACAAGUGCCGGCACAAGGACUAUGCAUGGCGUCGGCCGUGGAACUAGAGCUGGCGGCAUGCAGCUGACAUCACAUGGGGCGACGCCGCGCAUGCUCACGAUCUCAAACACAACUCCCUCUCAACGAUUUUAAGAGCAAAAUAUGAUGGAAAAGAGCAGUGAGUGGUAAUGACUCGAGUCAAUGACUCUACUCAAGUCCAACUCGAGUCACAAUUCCUGGCGAUCCGAGUUCCAACGGGCGACUCAGUCGUAAUGAUCAAAUAACUCGACUCGAGCCCCCGCCCCCCGCCAUCAAAAGACUGGACUCGAAUGAAAGCUUAUACGACUCGAGUCCUGGUAAAGAAAACAGCUCUGCGAAAAGCAUGUUCAAUAAUUUACGGUGCCAAUUUAUCGUUAUCGUGUCAUGUCGCGAAUUCAUGUACGGUAUUCUAAAUGCUUUCUUUAAAGAGUGGCCGUGGACUUCUCUUGUCCUCCCUCCAUGGUACAACAAACAUACAUCAUGUCAUGGACUCCCACCUUGUGGUUGUGUAGCAUGUAAUGCCAACCCGGAACCAGACUUAAAUAUCCAUUUUUCAAUUUGUGGUUUCAUUAUUGCCUUAGCGAUAUCUCAUUAAGUGGGGCUGUCGUUGGGACACCUGGUAAGUUUAUGCCUUGAUUAAAAAAAAUACGUUUCGAUUUUAAAACACAAAUAGCCGAAAGCCCACAUUUACAUAAAUUAUUUUGUUUGGACUCAUCUUUUGCCUCCUUCAUUGGAUAACAUUUACUGGAACCCUUUUUAUUUUUAGGAAUAAAAGCAGCUAAUAAAACCUAUGUGAUUUAAACAAGGCCCAAAGUAGCUUUUUCUAUUGUGUAUAUUUUGUUGUAUUGUUAAAUUACUUGUGACUCGACCUGAGCUAAUCAUUUGACUCGACUGCACACUGUGACUCGACUCAACCUGUUUACCUAAUGACUUGACUCGAGUCACUACAUGAAAAUGACUCUACUUGACUCACAACUCUGAGAGAACACCAUCUCUAAAACCAGUGCAAGCUGCACCCUUGCGGUUUUCCUGACAGUCAUCGUGAGAAUGUGUGCAGGCGUGGCAUAAAGUAGCCUACAUAGUGUGGACCUCUGCACAAAAGAAGUCGAAA